Messenger RNA from Cercocebus atys (sooty mangabey), 1837 nucleotides. It is a transcript of the gene CAPS, whose product is annotated as calcyphosine. Gene Ontology annotation, molecular function: calcium ion binding. The record is from RefSeq and is a predicted model, not a curated record. The coding region runs from base 326 to 1285 and encodes 319 amino acids. NCBI's taxonomy places the organism in Eukaryota, Metazoa, Chordata, Mammalia, Primates, Cercopithecidae. The transcript is spliced from 5 exons. Gene Ontology annotation, cellular component: vesicle.
UGCCCACCUCGGCCUGCCACAGUGCUGGGAUUACAGGUGUGAGCCACCGCGCCCGGCCCACCUGGGACUUUGUUGUUGUUGUACAAUAGAAACAGGGUCUCUAUAUGUUCCGCAGGCUGGUCCAAACUCCUGGGCUCAAGUGAUCCUCCCACCUAGACCUCCCAAAGUGCUGGGAUUUCAGGCAUGAGCCGCUGUGGCCGGUCAGAACCUGGGGGCCCUUUUUGAACUUUGAUUCCUCAGCAAUUUUGUCCGCCCUGGCUGGGGCUGAGAAGCCCCCGUGAAGCCCAGAGAGGGAAAGGGACCUGACUAGGGUCACACGGGAAUCAUGCCUCAAGCCUCCCCAACCACGAACUUGUGUCCCUCCACCCAGGGCAUUUCAUCCCCUGCAGGGCAGUGGCCUGCCCCUCCUCCUUGCAGCCAGGAAGGGAUGCAAUGCCACAGGGAUCUGGCUGUGUCCCAGGCCCUGUGGGGCUGGCAGUUGAGUAAGCAGUCAGGCUGGGUGCACCCAUCCCUCCCCUCCCCUUCCCCUCCCCUCCCUUCUCCCCCCCAUCCACUGUCCGCCAGCACAGUGCAUUCAUGCAGCUGGGCCCCGCCCCGUCUCCAGAGGCACCUCCCGCUAGCAACAGUCUCCCCAGGCACGACACAGCUAACAGAAGGCCCGGCAGGCAGGACUCUGGGACAGACGCAGGCCAGGUGCCAGCUGCCCAGACCGAGCAUGGACGCUGUGGACGCCACCAUGGAGAAACUCCGGGCGCAGUGCCUGUCGCGCGGGGCCUCGGGCAUCCAGGGCCUGGCCAGGUUUUUCCGCCAACUAGACCGGGACGGGAGCAGAUCCCUGGAUGCUGACGAGUUCGGGCGGGGUCUGGCCAAACUCGGGCUGGUGCUGGACCAGGCGGAGGCAGAGGGUGUGUGCAGGAGGUGGGACCGCGACGGCAGCGGGACGCUGGAUCUGGAGGAGUUCCUUCGGGCGCUGCGGCCCCCCAUGUCCCAGGCCCGGGAGGCAGUCAUCGCAGCUGCAUUUGCCAAGCUGGACCGCAGUGGGGACGGCGUAGUGACAGUGGACGACCUCCGCGGGGUGUACAGUGGCCGUGCCCACCCCAAGGUGCGCAGUGGGGAGUGGACCGAGGACGAGGUGCUGCGCCGCUUCCUGGACAACUUCGACUCCUCUGAGAAGGACGGGCAGGUCACGCUGGCGGAAUUCCAGGACUACUACAGCGGCGUGAGUGCCUCCAUGAACACAGAUGAGGAGUUCGUGGCCAUGAUGACCAGUGCCUGGCAGCUGUGAGCAGCUCCGGGCUCAGCCCUGCUGCCCUGGCCUGUCACCCCCACCCCCGCUGGAGACCUCCCUUCCCUGGGCCUCUUCUCUCCUGGGCAGCCACACCACAGAGCGGGGAGGGGCAGGUGGGGGAAUAGAGGCUGCAGGACCGGCUAGACCAGGUCCCUGCUGGGCCACCAGGGGGAGGAGGGACAAAGGUCCUAACACGAGUCACUGGCUUAGGACCCCAGGGAGAAAAGCUGUCCCCACCCACGCCAUGCUGACCUGAGGCCUUGCAGCCCCUGUGGAUGCCCCCGCCAAGGUCCCCUGAUCCCCCCACCCGGCCUGCUGCUCCCACCCCUCCCUUGCGCGUCCCCCAGGAAGCCAGGCAAGCCCAGGUGGGAGGCGGUGCGUGGAGGCUAUCCUGGAAGGCAGUCUGGACUUGCCCAGGUGUGGAGCGAGGGGCAAGGGGACAUCCUAACCUCAGAAACAAAAAAAAAAAAGCCUUUGAAAAAAACAUCUGUAAAACAUCAACCCCCAAUCAGAAGAUGGCAAUGGGGAAUAAAAUAGUAGUUCACAUGU